AAAUAAAAUGCAUCGAGCAAUUCCUGGCAGUGGAAACAAAUUCCUGACCAAGAAGUGGGAGGAAAAGAGGAAAAUGGUUGACAACAAGAAGCUCAAAAAUGUGAGGUCUCAAGUAGACCUCUCUGCUCCUUCAUCAUAUGGUCUUACUAAGAAAGCAGCAAAGCGAGACCAGUUAGUUGAGAACCGGUUCAUCGAGAUCGAGAGAGACAACAAACAUUUGCUCAAUAAAAUGAAACAAAUAUUAACUAAUGAUUCCAAAUUCAGUGUGCAAGAUAGGAAAAUGCAUAAAUGGCCUACCAAGAAGAACACCCUCCACGCCGGUUUCCGCAAGAGAGAGCUAGAAAGAAUCACCAGAGAGAACUACAACAUCCUACGUAGAAUCCAGGAGAAAUAAAUCACAGUUUGAUGUAGUCGGUUGGGAGAUGGAGCGUAGAAAAUAAAGAGAAACUUCUCAACAAUCUCUGUGAAUUCCCUCCUGCUCUCGCCAACAACAAUAAUAAAAUGAAACAAACCAAAGCUAAGCCGAAGAAAACAAAGAAAAUGAGAAAAGGCAGGAAUACCCAAUCGCUACCCAAAAUCCACGGAAGUCCUGAAAGGCCUCGCGAAGACGAGGAUGAUACUAAUAAUUCUCCUCAACUUCUAGGAGAAAUUGACUCUGUCUCCUCAAACGGCAAGGAAACUUCUAUUGAAAGGAAGUUACAUAAGCCAAAACCAAAGAAGUUAAAGCCGAUAAAGAGGAAAACAAAAAAAGUCAAUAACCUAAUCCCUAUAAGUAUAACUUCUGCAGAUGUCCAUGUUGAACCUGAGAGGAAAGUACUUUACUGAAAGAUCCAUAAAUAUGGGAAAAAAGAGUACCUGAUAGAGAUCUCCAGGACUAAAGUCAAGUACUACAUCAUUUCGAUCAGGAUGAACAAGAACCAGAAGACCCAGGUCCAAGAGUUCUUCUUCAAGCAAGGCAAGAAGUUGAUCAAAUCUGCUGGAGGGAUAGAAGCCCUUGCAGAUAGAAUCAAGUUCAAGUAUGGAUCCCUUACCAUUGAGGACCAGAACAAACUGCUGUAUGAAGGAAAAGAAAGUGUCAAAAGUAUGAGACAGCUUGCUCAAAAGAGAUUCCAUUCCCCUAUUGGUGACACCAUUAAAAGCCCUCAAAGCGAGCUAAGCCAACAUUUGGAUAAAGAGCAUAACGAUGAGGAUAGUGACACUGAAGAACAUCAUGAUGAGGACCAACACCAGGAAGAAGUCCCAAUGCAAGCAGAAGCAGGAAAUGGGCAAUACAAUGAUGAAUCAGAUACCCCUAAAGCAGAUGAGCUUGAUAACCUGAAGAAAAAGAUUGAAGAAGAGCCAGAGUCAGUCCAUGAGUACCCAAAAGAUGAAGAAGAUUAGCAAUAA
This is a messenger RNA of Moneuplotes crassus, 1386 nucleotides long. The record is from the annotation of a GenBank genome assembly. Lineage: Eukaryota; Ciliophora; Spirotrichea; Euplotida; Euplotidae.